Messenger RNA from Colletotrichum karsti, 1602 nucleotides. Its product is annotated as cytochrome p450 61. Bases 1 to 1602 code for a protein of 533 amino acids. The transcript is spliced from 5 exons. Gene Ontology annotation, biological process: sterol metabolic process. NCBI's taxonomy places the organism in Eukaryota, Fungi, Ascomycota, Sordariomycetes, Glomerellales, Glomerellaceae. The record is from RefSeq and is a predicted model, not a curated record. Gene Ontology annotation, molecular function: iron ion binding; monooxygenase activity; oxidoreductase activity, acting on paired donors, with incorporation or reduction of molecular oxygen.
AUGGAGUCAAACACGACUACCUUCACCUCGGUGUUGGCCAACGCCAAGCUUGGCAACGUCAACGUCCCUCCUCAGAUCGACUAUGUUAUCGAGACUGUGACCAAUGCCAGCGCUUGGACUAUCGUGUUCACGCUGUUGGCUCUUGCUGUCGCGUACGAUCAGAUUAGCUACAUCACCUCCAAGGGCACUAUUGCCGGCCCUACCUUCAAGAUGCCCUUCAUUGGGCCGUUCUUGGAGUCCGUGAACCCCAAAUUCGAGGAGUACAAGGCCAAAUGGGCCAGCGGUCCUCUGAGCUGUGUCUCCGUCUUCCACAAAUUCGUCGUCAUCGCUUCAACUCGUGACAUGGCUCGCAAGGUCUUCAACUCUCCCGGAUAUGUCAAGCCAUGUGUCGUCGAUGCCGCUCACAAGCUCCUUGGUCCAACCAACUGGGUUUUUCUCGAUGGCAAACCCCAUGUCGACUUCCGCAAAGGUCUCAACGGCCUCUUCACCCGCCAAGCCCUGGCUUCCUACCUGCCCGGCCAGGAGCAGGUUUACAAGACGUUCUUUCAGGAGUUCCUGAAGAUCACCCGCGAUGCUGGCGACAAGCCUGUCCCCUUCAUGACGCAUCUUCGCGAUCUCAUGACCGCCGUUUCUUGCCGUACCUUUGUCGGUUUCUACAUCUCUGACGAGGCUGUUCGCAAAAUCUCCACCGACUACUUCCUCAUCACGGAAGCUCUUGAGCUCGUCAACUUCCCCAUCAUUCUUCCCUACACCAAGACCUGGUACGGGAAAAAGGCGGCCGACAUGGUCAUUGGCGAGUUCGCCAAGUGCGCCGCCAAGAGCAAGGUUCGCAUGGCUGCAGGAGGAGACAUCACCUGUAUCAUGGACGCCUGGGUCAAGGCCAUUCUUGACUCCAAGAAGUGGCGCGAGGCUGAGGCUGCAGGAUCGACCGAGGGUCUUGAGAAGCCCACUCCUCUUCUCCGCGAGUUCACCGACUACGAGAUUGCGCAGACCGUCUUCACCUUCCUCUUUGCCUCCCAAGAUGCUACCAGCAGUGCCGCCACUUGGCUCUUCCAGAUUACUGCGCAGCGCCCCGAUGUCCUUGCAAAGAUUCGCGAGGAGAAUCUGAAGGUCCGCAACGGCAAUAUCCACGCUGAACUCAACAUGGACCAGCUGGAGUCCCUGACCUAUACUCGUGCCGUCGUCCGCGAACUUCUCCGCUGGCGCCCACCCGUCAUUAUGGUGCCGUACCUGGCUAAGAAGCCCUUCCCGAUUACCGACACCUACACCGUUCCUAAGGGUGCCAUGAUCAUUCCCACCGUCUACCCCGCGCUCCGUGAUCCCGAGGUGUACGACCGCCCCGACGAGUUCGACCCUGAGAGAUACUAUACUGGUGAUGCGGAGGUUAAGGGCGCGAAGAACUUCCUCGUUUUCGGUGUUGGUCCUCAUUACUGCCUUGGGCAGGUUUACGCUCAGCUGAACCUGGCACUCAUGGUCGGCAAGGCGUCCGUUUUGAUGGAUUGGGAGCACCACGCUACUCCGUUAUCCGAAGAGAUCAAGGUGUUUGCGACAAUCUUCCCCAAGGAUGACUGCCCUCUCACCUUCAAGGAGCGCACGGCAUGA